This is a messenger RNA of Pungitius pungitius (ninespine stickleback), 2688 nucleotides long. Its product is annotated as ras-related protein Rap-2b-like. The record is from RefSeq and is a predicted model, not a curated record. Bases 404 to 952 code for a protein of 182 amino acids. Gene Ontology annotation, biological process: Rap protein signal transduction; negative regulation of cell migration. Gene Ontology annotation, cellular component: plasma membrane. Gene Ontology annotation, molecular function: GDP binding; GTPase activity; GTP binding. The transcript has a single exon. NCBI's taxonomy places the organism in Eukaryota, Metazoa, Chordata, Actinopteri, Perciformes, Gasterosteidae.
CCGGAGAAUGUGGGCAGGAAACGCCGCGCGAGAGGAGGGAGAGGCGGUCACGCUUCACCGCGCCGUUGCACAACGCGGUUCGAUCAACAUGUACUCUGAUUUUCCACGCUGAUGUGCAGGCGCGGCCAUUCUCCUCCUCCACCUCCUCCUCCUCCUCCUCCUCGGAUCUGCGCUCCGCGGCCGUCGCACAGCGGGCGAGGGAGGACUCGGCGGCGUGGGGUUUGACUCCGAUCCGAGCCAGAGGGCAGCCUUCCCCGGCCCGCUGCGUCGGGAAACAUCGCGGCUGGUCAGCGGGUGGGAGAGCGAGAACGGGCGAGAACGGGCUUCGUGGAUUAAAAAAAAAAAAGGAGGUGUCUGCCUCAUCUUGCAAAACCCACCACCAGCCCUCCACCCCCCACGAGCCAUGAGGGAGUACAAAGUGGUUGUUUUGGGGUCGGGUGGAGUCGGGAAAUCCGCGCUCACGGUCCAGUUCGUGACGGGCUCCUUCAUCGAGAAGUACGAUCCCACGAUAGAGGAUUUCUACCGGAAGGAGAUCGAGGUGGACUCGUCCCCGUCCGUGCUGGAGAUCCUGGACACGGCGGGCACCGAGCAGUUCGCCUCCAUGCGAGACCUGUACAUCAAGAACGGCCAGGGCUUCAUCCUGGUCUACAGCCUGGUGAACCAGCAGAGCUUCCAGGACAUCAAGCCGAUGAGAGACCAGAUCAUCCGGGUGAAGAGGUACGAGAGGGUGCCCAUGAUCCUGGUGGGAAACAAGGUGGACCUGGAGGGGGAGAGAGAGGUGUCCUCCGGGGAGGGCAAGGCGCUGGCCCAGGACUGGAGCUGCCCGUUUAUUGAGACUUCGGCCAAAAACAAAGGCUCAGUCGACGAACUGUUUGCAGAAAUCGUGCGACAGAUGAACUAUUCCACUGUUCCCAGUGGGGGCAACCAGUGCUGUUCAUGUGUCGUGCUCUAAGAGAAGAAAACGUGGGGGGGGGGGGGGGGGGAGAACGACACGUACAGACUCCAGAGCAUCCGUGCUGAAGUUGGGCUUCUUAACUUGUCCUGCAGGCGUUUUGCAGAUCUAUUAUCUCUCCUCACACGUGAUGUUUUGUUGUUGCACACAAACACAAAUCGACAAAGACAACCAUCAUUUUAUGUAUUCUAGUCUGGAAAAGUGUUUACAUGACAAGUACUUGAAUGUUUUGGGAUUUUCUUUUUUUAUAGCUCUGUAUAUGAUACUUCUCUGGAAAUGUGCCUCAAUGGGAAUGUCUUAUUGUGAAACCUAAGAGACACUUAUUCUAAUUGUUUUUUUUGUGUGGUUUUAAUUGUUGAUUUGUACUGUUAGGUCUUCUAGGCCGGGCCCAUCUGUUUGGGGGAGUGGUGGGGUUACUUCAAGGGUCACUUUUGGAUUUGUCUACUUCUUUUUUUUUAUUUCUGCCCAAGAGCAGCAGGCCCAAACACGCUUAAAGUUGCUCUUACAGGCACCAAUCACCACUCGAGCCUUGCACAGGUUACUCCAAUAACAUCUCCUCAAUUUUAUUUACUCCCAAAAAGUUCAGGUGUGAUCCAAGAAGCGCAGAUCGCCGCCCGCCCACCAAGAUGCUGUAUUUGAACCUGUUGAUUGUGGUGGAGUUGUGUUAGGACUUUGUAUUCUGGUUUUUACCCGUUACCGGUGUGCUGAAAGUGGAUUCUUCAUGGCACUUGCACUUAGCUGACGGUGUCCCUCCUCAGUGUGCACAAACAAGGACCUUGGUGCAUCGCUGUCGCUGCAUGGGGAACGCCGUGAACCCAUGUCAAGUGCCUUCCCAAGAAAAACGCCUGUGACUGUGCCAACGGAUGAGCCCCUUCUUCUUCUUCUUCUUCUUCAGUGCGUCUCGAUGGCAAUCAGAACUUUUAAAGCAGUUUUCAGUGAACAAUCUACGUUUUAAAAUUUGGUGUCAAAGUGGGGCGAGCCUGUUUCCACGCGACUGUCAGGAAGCCGCGCUUGUGUCUGACCUGCUGUUUCAGGGUCGGGUUCGGGCCGUUUUCUCGUCCACAGCCAGAACAACGGAGUAGCUUUAACCUGCUAGCGUUACGUUUCAGUGAAAGGCAAGCCAUGUUUGUCCGGAGUAUCUAUUUUUUAUUUUUUUCUUCUUCCUUUUCUUAAAAGUGUUACUUACAGUAAUUGUUAAAUCUCUCUUUUGGAAAAAAAAUCUUCAGCCAUCCACCUGUCAGUUUGAAAGACUUGUAAUACAAAAAGCAUUUUAUGUAACGCUGUGUACUGCGCUUGUCUCUGCUUGUGACUUAAAGAGUCCUCAUUUUGGGGGCUUUAAAUGUGAUUGUCCCAUUUCCCAUAAAUUGAUUAGUCAACAAAUGCAUUAAUUGACAGUUAAUAGUUAGAGUAAUACAUGAAGAUACAAAUAUUCACCACUGUGAAGAUUUGCGGUUUGUCCCCUUCAGCAUAUGUUCAACAUUUCCCGCAUGACUACAAUUAGCUGCAGCUCUCGCACCUUCUCGGGAGAAGCCGUGCCUUUUCUUGGCAUUCAGACUUGAUGCCUUUUUUCACAAGAAGAGGUGCGUAUACUGAAUGUUUACUGAAUGUUUACUGAACAGCCUCUAACACCGCGGCCGUGAUACUGAGCGAAGUGAUCGUUGGGCCACUUGAAUUUAGACAGAAAACACGUCUCUUUCCAGUUGUUUGGGUAGUGGGUACGGUUUCCAGUAAGCGGG